AUGCUCAAUGUUCAUGACCUCACAACGUCCCAGGGUAAAAGCCAGAGCAAGGAGCCAGAGAGACCCCGUCCUCGCUCAGGUCCCGUGGCAGUGGAUCCUCAGGGUUGUGUCACCAUCGCCAUCCACGCCAAACCUGGCUCCAAACAAAACGCUGUGACAGAUUUGACAGCUGAAGCUGUAAGUGUAGCUGUUGCCACGCCUCCAUCCGAAGGGGAGGCUAAUGCUGAGCUCUGUCGCUAUCUCUCCAAGGUUUUAGAACUCAGGAAGAGUGAUGUGGUUUUAGAUAAGGGUGGUAAGUCUCGUGAGAAAGUGGUGAAGCUCUUGGCCUCCACAACUCCAGAAGAGAUCUUGGAGAAACUGGAGAAAGAAGUUGAAAAAAAAUAAAAGUAAGAAAUGAAAAAAAGACAUCCUUGAGAAACUUUUUUAUUGCUAAUGAUGAAGAGGCUGCUAAAUAGGAAAAUACAGUUAAAUGCACAGAAGAACAUGUAAAAAAAAAAAAAAAAGUAUUUGAAUAAGAGCAGUUCUCAAAAAGAGAAGUAGGAAAUUUAAAGGUACUGUACAUUGGAUAUAGGUUCUAAAAUCCUGGACCCCAAAUCGCUUGGAACACGUUACUGUGAUUUCAGUGGCGUUACGGAAUAACAGCUGGGGAGGCCGUUCAAGAGGACCUGGUCCAGCCCCUUUCAUUUUACAUUGGUGCUUCUGAUGUCUGGAAGUUGAGAGACACUCAGGAUCAAACUGUGCUGGGUGACAGCUGGUGCACAGAUGCCCUGAUUGCCACUCGAAUGCAGUUUAUCCCGACUGUAUUCACAGCACUUACGAAAUUGCCUUCUAAGCCAGUUUACAAGUGACAGGAAGACUCGCCACUGUUCUUGCAGUCUUUAUAUUGUAAGAUGCUUAUCUAUAUGCAAAAAUGUUUUCUGCGUCUCUUUGAAACCCUUGAGCGUUUCGUGAACAACUAAGAAUAAUCAAGACUCGGACAGGCACACCUCGCUUUGCCUCACUUCGCAGGUACAGAGGGGUGCGUUUUUUCCAAACAACUUGAAGGUUUGUGGCCACCCCGUAUUCAGCAAGUCUUAUCAGUGCUAUUUUUCUAACAGCGUUCCCUCACUUUGUGUCUUUGUGACAUAUUUUGGUAAUUCACGCAAUAUUUCAAACUUUUUCAUUAUUGUGGUGGUCUGUGAACAGGGAUCUUUGACAUUACUAUUGUAAUUGUUUUGUAGCACCACAAACCACACCCAUGUAAGACGGUGAACUUGA
Messenger RNA from Miniopterus natalensis, 1257 nucleotides. It is a transcript of the gene C22H15orf40, whose product is annotated as chromosome 22 C15orf40 homolog. Lineage: Eukaryota; Metazoa; Chordata; Mammalia; Chiroptera; Miniopteridae. The record is from RefSeq and is a predicted model, not a curated record. Gene Ontology annotation, cellular component: cytoplasm.